Molecule: messenger RNA, 1578 nt
Organism: Rhizopus microsporus ATCC 52813
Lineage: Eukaryota; Fungi; Mucoromycota; Mucoromycetes; Mucorales; Rhizopodaceae
Product: WD40 repeat-like protein
Exons: 9
Coding region: 168-1493 (441 amino acids)
Biological process (GO): protein localization to mitotic spindle pole body; microtubule anchoring at mitotic spindle pole body; mitotic sister chromatid segregation
Cellular component (GO): MWP complex; mitotic spindle; microtubule organizing center
Molecular function (GO): protein binding
Source: RefSeq, a predicted model, not a curated record
ACAUGACAGACGAUGACUUGAUGACAGAUUCUGCUGCUGCUACACCCAAUACUUUUACAGAAAAUAAUACACCUAUGCCUAGCAAUGCUGAAGAUGAGACAAUGGAAGAUGUCACAGAAAAUAAAGCCAAUACUUUACAAUAAUAAAAUAUUUUUUUCUUUUCUCUAAUGAAAAUAACAUUUAGUAAUCUUUGCUCUCAUGCUUUCCAUCAAGUGAAAAUAUCACCUGAUGGACAAUAUGUAGCAAAUGCUGUAGCCAAUAGACUUGUUAUUAGAAGAUCAGGGGAAGAACUACCGGCCAUUCACGUGUUUGAGUGUUCAAGGCCUAUCAACUAUAUCCAAUGGUCACCUAAUUCAGAGUGUAUAUUGGCAGUGAACUAUGAAUUCUCGCGAAUUGAAGUCCAUUCCAUCAUGGAUCCCAAAUGGACUGCACAUAUUAGAGAUCCUAGUUUCCCUAUUGCUUUAGCUCAAUGGACAGCUGAUUCCAAGAGUAUAUUGUGUACAGCAGAAAUGGGUUCGCGUUUAGCAAUAUGGAGUUUAUCAAAGAAGGAGCAGAGAUAUAUCAACGGUGUAAAGUUUAGAGACAAGUGUAUCGAAACUAGUCCGGAUGGGAAAUAUACUGCUGUAAUCCACAAACGCUCAGGGAAAGACGCCCUGGGCAUUUAUCACAGUGCAUCAUUUAUAUCCUUACAACAGUUUGAAGUAAACACGACUGACUUGGAUAACAUGAAGUGGUCUCCUGAUAGCUCAUGUAUUGCUAUCUGGGAUAAUUACUUAUAUCAUACGCUUUCUGUUUAUCGACCUGAUGGUUAUCUAUGUACAACAUAUAAUGGAUAUGAGCAUGGAUUGGGCAUAAAGACAGCCAAUUGGAGUCAAGAUGGGAAACUGCUGGCAAUAGGAAAUUAUGAUCAAACAAUACAUCUGCUAUCAACAAUGUCAUGGGACUUGAUCACCAUAUUAGAACAUCCCUCUACUCUAAAUAAUAGUACUACACACAUACAAUUGUUUGAAGAGACAACUUUUGCUAAACCACAAAUACCUACACUGGAAACAGUGAUUGCAUAUCAAAGCAUUGUAAAAAGACCAUUUAAUUUACCCUCUCUUAGAUUAGACUACAAUCAACCUAAUCCAAAAGUAGGGAUCGGAGUAUGCCAAUUCAGUAAAGACGGAAACUAUCUUGCCAGUAGAAAUGAUAAUAUACCAAAUGCAUUAUGGAUUUGGGAUGUAAAUCGCUUAAUAUGCCGUUAUAUUGUCUUAUUUAGAAACACUAUUAAACAAGUCCUAUGGAAUCCAAGAGAAGAUGGUAUAUUGGCAAUUGUUUGCGGCGAUGAAAAUAUACAUUUUAUGAAAUUGACUACCGAAGGAGGAAUAGAGUUUAUACCAUCCACAGUACCAACAAGUGAUUUCUUUAUCAGAAAGGCAAGAUGGCAUUCAAAUGGAAAGAAUUUAUUACUUUUAGAUCAACAAUUGUAUUGUUUAGCAGAGAUGACUUAGAAUUCGUCAAACAAGUGCUCUUCAGGUAAGAAUGUGGAUCUAAAGUGCCAUGUUCCUUCCUUUUGUCCAAAUCCGGAACCUGUGG